Messenger RNA from Sardina pilchardus (European sardine), 3172 nucleotides. It is a transcript of the gene postnb, whose product is annotated as periostin, osteoblast specific factor b. NCBI's taxonomy places the organism in Eukaryota, Metazoa, Chordata, Actinopteri, Clupeiformes, Clupeidae. The record is from RefSeq and is a predicted model, not a curated record. Gene Ontology annotation, molecular function: cell adhesion molecule binding. The transcript is spliced from 22 exons. Gene Ontology annotation, biological process: extracellular matrix organization; cell adhesion. Gene Ontology annotation, cellular component: extracellular matrix. The coding region runs from base 46 to 2508 and encodes 820 amino acids.
GUCCAUUUCAUUCUCCUUGGGUCCAGUCAGCAGGGGAAAGAGAGGAUGAAGCUCCUGUUCGCAGCCGCCUUCGCACUGUUUGUGCUGUCCACCUUUGAUCAGGCGGACUCCUCAGCCUAUGAUAAAAUUGUGGCCCACAGCCGCAUCAGGGCCAAGAAGGAGGGCCCUAAUGUCUGUGCUCUGCAGCAAGUCAUGGGGACCAAGAAGAAGUACUUCAGCACUUGCCGUAAUUGGUACCAAGGGGCCAUCUGUGGAAAGAAAGCGACCGUGCUGUAUGAGUGCUGCCCGGGCUACAUGAAGCUGGAUGGCAUGCGUGGAUGUCCUGCAGUGAUGCCAAUUGAUAACGUGUACGGCACACUUGGAUUGGUGAAGGCUAUUACCACCCAAGACUACUCGGACCGUUCCCAACUGAGGGAAGAGAUUGAGGGAACUGGAUCUUACACAUUCUUUGCCCCCAGCAACGAGGCUUGGGAUCUUCUGGAGCCAGAAAUAAGAAGUUCAUUGGUUAGCAAUGUUAACAUCGAGUUGUACAAUGCCCUGCACUACCACAUGAUCAACAAACGUCUGCUGACUAAGGACCUGAAGAACGGCAUGAUGGUCCCCUCCAUGUACAACGACCUCAACCUGCAGAUUAACCACUACUCCAACGGGAUCGUCACAGUGAACUGCGCCAGGAUCAUCCACGGUAACCAGGUGGCCACAAACGGCGUGGUGCACGUCAUUGACCGCGUCAUCACAGCCGUGGGGAGGACCAUCCAGGACGUGAUCGAGACAGAUGAUGACCUCAGCUCCCUGAUGACUGCCGCCUCUGCCUCUGGCCUGCUGGAUAAACUGGGCGAGCCAGGACACUACACCAUGUUCGCGCCGACAAACGAAGCCUUCGACAAAAUCAACAGCGAUAUCCUGGAGAGGAUCAUGGGAGACCAGAACGCUCUCCAAGCCCUGCUCAACUACCACCUGCUGAACACACUGCAGUGCUCCGAGGCCAUCAUGUCCGGGGCCUCCUACGAGACCCUGGAGGGCACCAACAUCGAGAUCGGCUGCGACGGCGACAGCGUGACCGUGAACGGCGUCAAGAUGGUGCUGAAGAAGGACAUUGUGACCAGCAAUGGUGUUGUCCACCUUAUCGAUCAGGUCCUCAUGCCAGACUCAGCCAAACAGGUGGUGGAGCUGGUGGGCACCUCCCAGUCGACAUUUGGCGACAUGCUGUUUGAGUUGGGUCUGGCCUCAUCCAUGAGACCUCAGGCAGAGUACACACUGCUGGCUCCCAUGAAUAAAGCUUUUACCGAUGAGGUGAUGGCCAUGGACCAGCGCCUGCUGAAGAUGGUCCUGGAGAACCACGUUCUGAAGGAGAAGAUUGUGCUCAGCCAGCUGUACAACGGCCAGCUUUUGGAGACCAUCUCCGGGAAGUUCCUCAGGGUGUUCAUCUACAGAACUGCUGUCUGCAUCGAGAAUUCCUGUCUGGUGAGAGGCAGUAAGGAGGGAAGCAACGGGGCACUGCACCUUAUGGCUGCCUUCCUCAAGCCAGCAGAGUUAUCCAUGUACAAGAUCCUCACGGACAACGGAAACUUUAGGAAAUUCCUGUCCCUGAUGGAGACUGCGGGCUUGACUGACUUGCUGAAGCAGGAGGGAGACUUCACCUUGUUUGCCCCGACUGACGAAGCCUUUGCUGGCCUGAGCCAACGUGACAUUGACAUGCUGACAAGGGACCCUAAUGCCCUGCGUACCAUCCUGCUCUACCACAUCACCAACGGCGUCUUCAUCGGCGGUGGACUCGAGACCGGCGUCACCAACCUCUUCAAGACACUGCAGGGAAAUAACCUGAAGGUUAUGCUUGUGAACAACACUAUGCAGGUGAACACCAUCAAGGUUCCGGAGUCUGACAUAAUGGCCACCAAUGGAGUUGUGCAUUUUGUUAAGAGCCUUCUAUACCCUGGAGAGAUGCCAGUUGGAAGCCAGGACCUUUUAACGCUACUGAGGAGGAUCAUCAAGUACAUUGAGAUCAGGUAUGUCCCUGGAUACCGAUACCAGGAGAUUCCACUGACGUUUAUGAAGAGGACCAUUACACGUGUUAUCGAAAGAGAGCCCGAGGUCACCAAAAUCACCAGGGUGAUUGAGGGUGAACCCACAAUCACCAAAGUUACAAGAGUCAUUGAAGGGGAGCCCACGUUCACCAAAGUGACAAGAGUCAUCGAAGGGGAGCCCUCAUUCACCAAAGUUACCAGAGUCAUUGAAGGACAGCCCUCUAUUACAAAGGUCACACGUGUCAUUGAGGGAGAACCAACCAUGACUAGAGUUGUUGUCUCAGGUUCUGAUGUAGAUGCAGGAGGUUUCGAGUUCUCCAGCAUCUCAAACAUUGAGGGUAACUCCCAGCUGACCGACGGAGAAUCAGACAGACUCACCAAAAUGAUUCAAGCGGGAUCAGGUGUGAGGCGUGUUCCUGUCAGAAGAGUUCAGAGCGGAACCAGAAGAAGAACCAGACUGGCUGAGCCCCAGGCGUCAGUAUAAGGAGUGCAAGGACAAUCUGGCCAAGAAAAUCCUGAGAAAGAAAAAUUGACUUCAGCUAGCUGAAGUGAAGAUCUGCAUCCACGCAGGCAAAAGGGCUUGCAGAUCGAACUUGUUUAACUGACCUAAAAAAUCGGAUUAAUUGUGUUGUCUCAAUGUAAUGCGAAUGCGAAAUGUGGUUCAAAAGUGGUUUGGUUCCAUCAAGUUAUCCAAGUAGUAUGUAAAUAUUGUAAACUGGUCCACUGAGGUUUUGCAAAUGAGGAAAGACUGUUCAGAUCACCAAGUUAAAGAAUAGACUGAUGACUAUUGUCAAAGACUGUCAGUAGAAGUCCGGCUAGGAUAUACCUCUGCAUGGUUUAUGGUGCUAUUUUGUUUGGAAAAAAAUGCUUCUUAAGAUAAUUAUUGGGUACAUUGUUUUUUGUUAUAAAUCCUUGACUUUUGCCAAGUUCUGCCCCACUAUCUUAUUUUCCCCCAAUAGUUGGGCUUUCUGCAUCCUUUCCUACAGCUGAGGUGUCUAUACAAAGGGUCCCUGUGGAGAUUGCAUUUCAACCUUUCCAUUAUGUUGUUGCUGUUGCUGUUACCUUGAUGUACACAGCUACACAACAUGUGUUAACAGUUUUGUUCCAAUGUUCACAAAGUGCCCAAUAAAACAUUUUCCUGGAGAUGA